AUGAUUCUGGCACGGGAGUCGGCCAAGGCCGCAACCGUCGGAUCGGAAUUUGGCACCACGCCGGACACCAAGCCGGAGCUCAGGUUCGGUGUCGUCGGCAUCUUCUGGGAUACAUUUGCUGCUGUCUGGACGGUUGUGCUGGUUGGCGGCAUGGUCUCCCUCUGGGUGAACCGUCAGAAACCGGCGCUUAGACGGCGUGGCCUGACUCUAACAUUUGCCGGUCUCGUUCUCCUUCAUCUCUACUGGACCACUGUGCAGAUCACCUACACCAUAGGUCCUCUUGUACCCGAGGUGGCCGAGUACUGGGUCAUGGGCCUGUGGUACCCCUUUGGCAUCGCAUUGUUCCAGGCAGGCAACAGCCAGUUUCUCCACGUUGCCAAGGCACAGAGCCGCUUCGCUCGGCCUCUGAGUCAGGCGAGCCAGGCAAGCAGCUGGUACAACGAAAACCAUCACCCGAAAAAGAGCAACCUAGCCGGCCGGGUCCGCAAGAUGGACUACUCGACAAAGAUGUUCACAUUCAUUACCCUAGGCAUGGUGGUUCAGCUUUUUGUGGUUGUACUUUUCUACAUGAUGUCGCGCAAGUUCCAUGCCGACUUCGGCGUUCCUGGAACGGAGGCACCCGGAAAUACUCCUGCCGAGAUUUCCAUGCAUCAGGGCAGAGGCUGGGAAUGGAUUCCAUCGCUCUUUUGGCAGUUUCUGUGGGCGUGGGUUUUUGCGCCCAUCAUUUUGUGGAAGUCAAGAGGCAUACACGACACCCAUGGCUGGCGACUUCAGACAGUUGUCUGCUGCAUCGCUGGGCUCCCCGCGGCGCCCAUGUGGCUGAUUGCUCUCUACGUUCCCGCCAUGGCACCCGUGAAUGUAUACUUUGUGCCACCUCAAUGGAUCUGUAUCUCGAUAUUCGUCAUGGAGAUAUUCACCGUCUUCGUCCCGUGCUGGCAUGUCUGGAGGGACUCGGUAAUAUCCAAGGAGACAAAUGAGAAUAACGAGAGGUGGAAGAUCAAUAGGGUUUCGGUCUCUGGAAGAGACAGCAGCGAGACGACACCGCCCCUAAGCCCCACGUCCACCAAAAUCGGCGAGUCAAGCAGCUUCGACCCCUGGAAGAAAUUGUCCAUAUUCGAGCCCAACCAGUCCUCAGAGCAGCCCGAUAUCGAAAAGUAUAGCGACGACAGCAUCUUGACUAUGAAGGCACUAGAGCACGUCCUACACAAGAACCCCGAGCCGCUCCGCCAGUUCUCGGCGCGCCGCGACUUUUCUGGCGAAAACAUUGCCUUCUUGACUGCCGUGGCUGACUGGAAGGCCUUGAUCAGCCAAGAUUUCCGCCAGGACGGCCAAGACGGCGUCACACCCGAACUCGUCCGCCAGUAUUUCACCGACGCACUGCGCAUCUACACCGACUUCAUCAGCCCGCGCGACGCCGACUUCCCCAUCAAUAUCGCUUGGCCCGACCUGCGCAAGCUUGAGGGCACUUUCGAGCGCGCGGCUCGCAGCGUACUGGGCGACGGCGACAAGAGAAGUGCCGCCGAUGCCGUGUCUCCCUUUGCCGAAGUCGCCUGGGACUCGCCUCCUGUCGAUCGCGCAGCGCAGCAGUCGCGAGGAUCCGAGGACGGCAUGCUCGACAUGGAGGCGUCCGCGACCGUUGCCGCCCACGGCACACACACGCUCGCCCUCACAUCUAGCAGUGCCACAGUCCUGGCGGCGGGUGCCAAGUUCGCCGUCUUCAAAGGCGACAUUCCGCAGGCGAUUGACGCCACCGUCUUCGACGCCGCCUACGGCAGUGUCAAGUACCUCGUGCUCACCAACACGUGGCCCAAGUACGUCCGCGAGCGACGCAACUCGGAGAGCUCGUCCGGCACCGCCCGCACUGACGAGACGUACGAGACAACGGGCUUCAAGAAGUCCAUGCGCCGCAUCUUGUCAUCCCUAAAGCCUUUGAUCGGUUAA
This is a messenger RNA of Lasiosphaeria miniovina, 1941 nucleotides long. RefSeq lists its product as uncharacterized. The record is from RefSeq and is a predicted model, not a curated record. NCBI's taxonomy places the organism in Eukaryota, Fungi, Ascomycota, Sordariomycetes, Sordariales, Lasiosphaeriaceae. The coding region runs from base 1 to 1941 and encodes 646 amino acids. The transcript has 5 exons.